ACGUUCAAAUACAUAAUUCUCCAAGUGAACAAAGACUAUGAUAGCGAAGAACCGCCAAAUCUUCCAGAAACAUUUGAGGGCUUCAGCGAAAUUCCUAGACCAUCCAAUAGUGAAACCGAUAAGCAGGAGUCCCUAACAAUAGACACGUUGAGGGAUUUAGUCAUGCACAUGCUGGAUACUGCAAUGACUUUGCGGCUUUUUAUUGAAGUAUAUUCUAAGGCUGUGGAGAUUUAUAGGAAAACCAAUUUUGUUACUAGCAUAGUACAACUAUACGAAUACGGUAUCCCACCAUUGUAUGAGAAACUACAAGAACUGAAUGAUAGUAGUCCUGAGUGCGCUGAAAUUGAAGUUUUCAUAGACUCCGCGCGAGCUGAACUAAUUGACAUAUUCAGAGAGAUACUGGCGGUUUACAAGAACAACAUUUUCAAUGGAGAAGGCAACAUAUCGCAGCACGUAGAGUCUUACCUCACCAUACUACUGGAGGGUUUUACGGAACGUUUGCUCGUACGAGAUUACAACGUAUGUUAUCCACUCCAUGAAGAUAUAGAAAUGUUAAAACAGGCUUACCCAGAAAUAGACGUUGUCAAAACCAGCUUUAUUCUCCGAGCAAUAAACACGAAUCUUAGCGAUUCAUCAUCAGAAACAUCAGACGACGUACCUAAUGGUCCUGUAGACAUCACAGAACAGAAACGUGAAACCCCAGGGACUUAUAACAAUACCCCAGGACCUUCUGCGAAUACCCAAGACGCCCAAAUACCACAUCAAGUGAGGGAACAGUCACUAAUAAGCGAAGUGAGAGAUAUAUUACCGGAGUUAGGAGAUGGUUUUAUAUUGAAAUGCUUGCAGUAUUACGAUUUUAAAGUUGAUAAAGUUAUAAACAGUUAUUUGGAAGACAAUUUAGCUGAACCUUUGAGAGAGUUAGACAAAUCGCUGCCAAUAAUCCCAGAGGAUCCGCUAGACGUCAAGUUCCUCGAAACGGGCGUUGAGAGGUUAAACGUCUUCGACGGCGACGCCUUUGACAUAAUGUCACGUGAUGACAUUGACACUAGUAAAGUCCAUAUCGGGAAGAAAAAGUCGAAGUAUAAGGACGCAAAGGACUUGUUGGACGACAAGAGCGAGUUGCAGAAAAUUAGGGAGCGAUAUAACAAAUACAAUCUUAUUUGCGCCGAAGAGGAUGCGUUAUACGACGACGAAUACGACGACACAUACGACUCGGACGGCAUGGGACCUACGACGGACACCAUCGACGAGCUGGAAGACCGGCCGUUCCAAACGCCGCGUGUGCUGUUGCGGCGCGGGGGACGUGCUGAGGAGGAAUGUGAGUCUUCGUCAGAGGAGGAAGAACAACCGUCAACCAGUAUCUCUACGCCUAAUACGAGCUACAAAAACCGCGUGGACUUCUGCGUGAACCCUGCACUGAUGCGCGCGCGCCGCGAAGCGACCCAGCAAACUAGGAAGGAGAAUCGCGCACCGCCGCCACCUAGGAAAAAGGAUGUGGUAGGCAAACCCAAAGGUCAAGGUCAAGAAAAAGAGGUAUUACAAAACAGAAAUCGAAAAGAGCAGAACAAGUCGUCACGAGCCAACCACAACAGGCGGCAGGGCGCGCAAUGGAAACGCAGUCAGGGGAUGAUGCCCUCCUAGUAUUAUCACUUCCUUGAGCCUGUUUAUUAACCUGUUGACGCACAUUACUUAAAGGGUGGUAAUAAAACCUCAGAAAACAAAACUAAAAGUAAUCUUAUUCAAAUUGUUAAUAUCACUGCUUUAUUUAUUAUAUUAAGAGUCGAUACAACCUCAAAUGGUUUUGGUUGAUUCCGCAAACCAGCGAAAGUGUGGAAUUACCCACUUUGGAAAAAAUAUGUAG
Messenger RNA from Hyposmocoma kahamanoa, 1861 nucleotides. Its product is annotated as activating signal cointegrator 1 complex subunit 2. Gene Ontology annotation, biological process: regulation of DNA-templated transcription. The record is from RefSeq and is a predicted model, not a curated record. Lineage: Eukaryota; Metazoa; Arthropoda; Insecta; Lepidoptera; Cosmopterigidae. The transcript has 8 exons. The annotation marks the transcript as partial. Gene Ontology annotation, molecular function: ubiquitin binding.